AUGUCAUUUAGUGACGUCAUGCCCAAGCAGAAGAGAUAAAGCAGUAAAAAAACUGAAACUGUGUUUUCUAUUAUAUUGAUAUUUGUGCAUUACAAUCUUAAAGCUUUAAAAAUGUCGUAUGCAUACCUUUUCAAGUAUAUCAUUAUUGGAGAUACAGGUGUUGGAAAAUCUUGCCUUCUAUUGCAAUUCACAGACAAAAGAUUUCAACCAGUUCAUGAUUUAACAAUAGGAGUAGAAUUUGGUGCCCGUAUGAUUACUAUUGACUGUAAACAAAUAAAAUUGCAAAUUUGGGAUACGGCUGGACAAGAAGCAUUCCGUUCUAUUACACGGUCUUAUUAUCGUGGUGCAGCAGGAGCAUUAUUGGUAUAUGACAUUACACGCAGAGAAACGUUUAAUCAUCUUACAACGUGGCUGGAAGAUGCUAGGCAACAUUCGAAUUCAAAUAUGGUGAUCAUGUUAAUUGGUAAUAAAAGUGAUCUUGAUUCACGAAGAGAAGUAAAAAGGGAAGAAGGAGAAGCAUUUGCCAGAGAACAUGGACUUGUUUUCAUGGAAACAAGUGCAAAGACAGCAGCAAAUGUUGAAGAAGCAUUCAUUAACACAGCAAAAGAAAUAUAUGAAAAAAUACAGGAGGGUGUAUUUGAUAUCAAUAAUGAGGCAAAUGGCAUUAAAAUUGGACCACAACAUUCUCCAACAAGUCCUAGUGGAUUAGCAGGUACCGGAGGACAAGGAAAUGCACAGGGCGGUGGGUGCUGCUAGGGGCUGGGGGUUGCCUGCCCACCGCUACAUCCUUCUCCGAUCUGAAUCGAUCCUUUUACUCCUGCUCCUCGUUUUAAUCUCAACCACCGACUUUGUACAUUUAAUUUUGCGCGCGUCGCAUCUUGAGGUAACGAGUGACACAAUUGGUGUAUUUAUUAUUUAAAAAAUAUUAUAUACAUGAUGAUAGGAGUAUUAUAUGGCAAAAGUGUUAUACGUCAUUAGAAUCAUAAAAUAUAAUAAAAUCUUGAUUUACAGAUCGUCAUGUCAGUUUGUAUCAUCUCAAUAUUAUUUAGUAUAUUCUGUAUGUGUGUUGUUAUAUAUAUGAGAUAUAUACGUAUAUAUAAAUGCAUACAAUUCUUAUUUUUAGAUUUACAUAACAUCAUUUUUUAUUUUUAUUGUUAUUUAAAAGUUUAUGUAACACUUUAAUGAAGUUCCCUCUCUCGAAGUUAUGUAUGUAUUUUAUUUAUGCCAAUAAUAUUUUGAUUUUUUUAAUUAUUGAGGAAUGAAAACAUCUAUAUCACUAAAUUUAUUUAAGUAUUAUCACUUUAUGCUUAUCGCUAUAGAAUGCGAUAUACUUCUAUCUGUAAAAUAUGGGAAUUAAAUAUAUUUGUCAUGUUGAGAUAUUGGACAUAUUAUUGAAGAUGUAAAUGUCUCUAUCAUUGAUGAGUAAAGGAGGAUGGCAAGGCGGAAGGGAUAGGCAUUUCUAUUCCAUACUUAACAUUUAUUUACUGUCAUGUAAUAUAUGUGAUGUGCUUUAAUAUUAAAAAUUUAAUUUACUUAAUCGUAUAUCGUGGAUUGGAAUAACCAAGUUUAAUUGGCUUUGAACGGAAAUACAAAAUUACACUUGGCUACCUAAGGCGACACUAUGUAUACGUAUGUAUUGAUGUAUAAGAUGACGAAUAUAUAACAUAUGUAAUCAAUUACAUCAAGAGGCCUAUGUAACCAAA
Messenger RNA from Vespula pensylvanica (western yellowjacket), 1703 nucleotides. It is a transcript of the gene Rab2, whose product is annotated as ras-related protein Rab-2. The record is from RefSeq and is a predicted model, not a curated record. Bases 112 to 756 code for a protein of 214 amino acids. The transcript has 4 exons. Gene Ontology annotation, molecular function: GTPase activity; GTP binding. Lineage: Eukaryota; Metazoa; Arthropoda; Insecta; Hymenoptera; Vespidae. Gene Ontology annotation, cellular component: Golgi apparatus.